CGCAACACGUAAAUGAGUUGUUUUCGCGAUGGCUCCCAUCAAAAUAAAACAUAUCGUUUCGUUUACAUCACAGGAUAGUAAGAAUGGUGUGAAUAAUCUGUGUGAUGGCAGUAACAGCAGCAGACCGUGGUUGUGCAGCGUCCAGGAGCGCAGUGGAGUCCUCAGGGCAGAAUUACAGAUGGAGCGAGUAUCUGCUAUAGGAUUCAUUGAUGUUGGCAACUGUGGCUCUGCAUUCAUUCAAAUUGAUGUCGGACGAUCGUCCUGGUCAUUAGACCAUCCUUAUAUCACCCUGCUGCCCACCGCAACCCUAAUGAGUCCAACAGACUCGAAAGAGGGGACUGGUCGUCAAAAUGUGCGCAUGUUUAAAAAAGCUGAUUUUCUCCCUCAGGCUGCUGAGGAGAGCUGGGACAGACUGCGAGUCACCUGCACUCAGCCUUUCAACAAACGGUCACAGUUUGGUCUGUCCUUUCUGCGCAUCCGCACCGUGGAAGAUGAAGCCGAAGAUUCCUCAGUGCAAAAUGAAGAUAUUGCUGCUGAACAACUGCACACACCAGAAAAGAUGACAUCUGUGUUGGAGUGGCUUUCCAGCCCAGCUAUCCAAAACACAUUCUUUGGACGAAUCACGGGGGAUGUCUCCUCAAAUGCCCAAGGGAAUCCAGGGAGUUUGAGUCGGGCAGAACGCAUGGUCAAAGCCGCCCACUCAAACAGACGCUCCUUGUCAACAUCCCCCAGCAGUUCUACAUCCAGCACAACACCUCAGAGAGAAGAUAACGUGAAAACCCCACCAGGUGGAUUUAGGACUUCCAGUGACCAAAAAAAGACUCCUCAGGAACAAAGGAAGACAUCUAAAGCACGGCAGAGUCUUAUAAACAGUGGCCCUUCACGGAAGAGAUCCAGACCUACAACAUUCACCCAUGAACCCAGCUCAACAAGCCCACACAGAAGUGCCCACCAGGCUCCGCAGGACUCUCCUGAAACAAGAUGUCCUCUGUGUGGAGAAUCCUUCAGUCCUGAUUAUCUGCCUUUCCAUGCCUCCACCUGCCUGGAUUCUGAUUCAGUGGACCUCAUGGGACUCAGGGAAGAAACAGAGGUCAUGAGCUCACCACACUCUUCUGUUUUUGGCUCUGGCACAGAUGAGCAUAUGGUUCCUUGUCCUCUUUGCUCCUUCCGAUUCCCCCCAGACCGUAUCCAGCAGCACGCCAGCACCUGUGGCGACACGGUAGAGCCAAGUACUGUAUGGCUGAACUGAGAGAAGAACACCGUGGUCUCGGAAACUGUUUCAGUAUAGCAGCAUGCAAAUUAAAAUCAGGUAUUCUCUUGGUUUCGCAGGCCUUGGACAAAACUCCUGUCAGUAAACAUUGUGUAUUCUACUGGCUUAUGAAAUUAGUAGAAUAUACAAGACUCCCGAAGACUGUUGUUAUUGUUUUUAGAGACAGUUUAUAACAUCGGUCAUUAUGAAAUGACUGGCAAACAUGUUUUCAGUAUAAAUAUGUUUGUCAUCUUAUCUGCUUUUCAUUUAUUCUGUGAUAUUAGGAUAUUAAAUUAAACCAUUGUUUGUAAUUAAUUACAAUAUAUUCUCAUAAAUGUCAAAUAUAUUAUUUAGAAAGUUCACAUAUGUUUAGAUUUUUUUUUUUUACUUGGUCAACAACAAAAUAAAUGCAUUAUUUUGGUUUAAAAGGUAACUAUAUGCAAUCAGAAAAUCUGCAAUUAUUACAGUAAAUACAGUAAAAACAGUAAUACUUUGAAAUAUUAUUUUGCUGUUUGAAUAUAUUUUAAAAUAUAGGUUAUUCCUGUGAUGGCAAAGCUGAAAUUUUAUCAGCAAUUUCUUGAAUCUUGUCUUGAAUCUAUCUAUCUGUCUCCAGAAAUCACUUUAAUAUGCUGAUUUGUUGCUUAAAACAAAUUUCUUAUUAUUAUCAACUGAAAAUAGUUGAGCUGCAUAAUAUUUUUGUGGAAACGGAUGCAUUUCUUCAGGAGUCUACGAUAAAUAGAAAGUCAUUUGAACUUUCUAUUUAUCGUAGACUCCUGAAGAAAUGCAUUUAUUUGAAAUAGAAAUGUUUUUUAACAUUGUAAAUGUUGUAACUGUAACUUUUGAUCAAUGUAGUGUGUCCUUUCUGAGCAAAAGUAUUAUUUUCUUAAUAAUAUUCCCUUACAGACCCCAAACUUUUAAACUGUAGUGCAUAUGUGUCAGGAAAAAAAAAACUCUAAAAUAUUUACUUUUUAAAUAAAAAAUAUUAUUUUAAUAAUUUAUGUUAUUCAUUUUUAAUUACAGCCUAAACGCUUUCAGACACUGACCCUGUGUCAUGGGGCCUGCCUUAUUGUUGAGCCCUGGUGUUUACAGA
Labeo rohita (rohu) is the source of this 2339-nucleotide messenger RNA. It is a transcript of the gene xndc1n, whose product is annotated as xrcc1 N-terminal domain containing 1. Gene Ontology annotation, cellular component: nucleus. Gene Ontology annotation, biological process: base-excision repair; single strand break repair. Gene Ontology annotation, molecular function: damaged DNA binding. Bases 29 to 1249 code for a protein of 406 amino acids. Lineage: Eukaryota; Metazoa; Chordata; Actinopteri; Cypriniformes; Cyprinidae. The record is from RefSeq and is a predicted model, not a curated record. The transcript is spliced from 9 exons.